Pseudovirgaria hyperparasitica is the source of this 2940-nucleotide messenger RNA. RefSeq lists its product as uncharacterized. Gene Ontology annotation, molecular function: protein binding. Bases 433 to 2940 code for a protein of 835 amino acids. Lineage: Eukaryota; Fungi; Ascomycota; Dothideomycetes; Acrospermales; Acrospermaceae. The record is from RefSeq and is a predicted model, not a curated record. The transcript has a single exon.
CUGCAAUCAUGUACCUUGCCCUCGUGCAUCUGUAUCCCAGCCCUAACGAUGACUGCCCUGCUACAUCUGGACUCCGCCUUGGCUUUCGGCCCGUCUUCCUUACGCUUCCAAUCCUGCCGUCUCUUUUUCUCCCUCCGAGGCCUCAAAGCAUGAACUUUUCUCUCAACUCCUUCACAUCUCCAGCCCGCGCCCUGGACUUCAUCUGAUUGGCCCGGAGCACAGUCCGUAGGCUUCGUGCACCGCUAUGCAUUUUCAUCGUCACCGCUGGCUGCACCUGCUCAUCACGUGGAAACAACGCCCCACAAACGCUCAAGCAGCACCCAGAAUGCCUAUGUCUUCCCGCUGUCCAAUUGUUGAGAUACCCGUCUCGAUGCGCAUCGAUAUUGUCAUACCAAAUCAGCCUGGCCUCGGGGUGAGCCAAGUGUCGUAAGUAUGAGUUCUCCAAUUACGCGGACCGACCUCCGAACUGUCUUGAACAAUCUCAACCUUACUGCAUAUUAUGACGCCCUCGUUAGCAAUGGCUUUGAUAGUUGGGAAGGCGUCCUGGACAUCACCGAGAAUGACUUUCAUAAGCUCGGCUUUAAGCUGGGUCAUCGACGAAAGCUGCAGCGGGAAAUCGAAACAUACAGGCUUCGCAGUCUCUCUUUGGAACGUAAUCGCCGUAUGAGCAUCGCUCAGCUAGCCAUGGACCGUGCAACUGGUAUUGGCGAGCGAACGACUAUAGGACUUAGCAAAAGAGGCCGUUUUGCUCAUCAGCCAAGGCCUGAUGAAGAUGCUCCGAAGAGACCAUGUACUGCCUACAAAAAUUUCCAAGAAUACAUCCACCAACAGCCACAGAAUACAGGAAAGUCAUUCAUCGAGAUAGCACAUAUAACAUUUCAGACCUGGUCACGUCUAUCAAUUCAUACGCGACUGCAGGAUUGGCUUAAGCCAGCUUCCAAGGCUAUGGAAGAAUAUCAAAUGAAAAGCAAGGAGUACAGUAAAACGGAAUUGUACCAGUCAUACCAGGUUUAUCUAGAGGAGUACGAUCGCAUCCAUGAAUCGCGCCACAGUGACUGGGCCCAAAAACGAUUCGAUUCUACGAGUUCAGCUAGUUUCAAGAGAAGAUACUCAGCAACCCACGAGAUCAACACUUCCUCACUACUGACAGCUGAGGACGAACACUCUAUUGCAGUAGAUGAAUCCAUUGGAAACCUACGCGAAACCUUGGACACAACAAGCCAGCCUGAAGGCCAAUUUCCACAGAAAGAAACGACUAUGCUCGCCGUCUCUGCAUUCUUCAACGGAACAGGACAACGCUUCUAUCUUUGGGACCGCGAAGAGGCGUUUGCCCUCAUCGAAGCUGCCUUCGGACUCAACGCCCAGCCAGACUCUUGGACUCUCAUGGACCUCUUUACUAUUGCUGCCAUUGGUAGUUGCUGCGAUGCCGAUUGCUUUCCUGAAUCCUUACACAUCGAAUACAUUCAAUCAUGCCUGCAGAUCCUGCGCACAUGCCCGGACCGUAGGAAUCUCCGUGCAAUGCGUCUUUUCCUUGCUCUCGCAUUCUACAGCACUCUUGAACAACCGCAUCGAAGCCGCAUGCUUAGCGAAGCUGCGCUACUCAUAGGCCGCCUUGAAUUACAGGAGCUUUGGAAUACACAGAAGGCACAUCCCGCAGAGGAGAAUGACUGGCGCAAAGUGUUCCGUAGUAUCGUGUUCAUGGAGUCCUGGUUACACUACGGGCUGGGCUAUCAGUUACGUCUCUCGGACAAAGAUGUCGAGACCGGCUGUGACGAGAUCUUCGGCUCAGAUUCGUCCCUCGAAGACAUGAUUCAGGACCAAGUCAACCGCAUUGGCCUUCUCUGUGUGCGUAUUGCCGUUGAUGUAAAGUCGCACGACGUACCGAACGUUCAUGAAAUCCGCGCGCAUAUGGAAAAGCUCGAAAUGUGGUACCGUCAGUUGCCAGCCAUCAUGCGUAUUGCAACACUCAAUAGCGAGCAAUCUGAGAUCUUUAGCCACUUUCAGAAGAGAAGUGUUCUCCUAGUGCAUAUCAUGUGCCUGGGCGCCGUAAGUAUCUUGCACCGGCCACUGCUCAUCGCCAUAGCCCGGUCACGUCUAGCAGGAAUCUGGGAUCUUGACGGAAGUCGAGAAGAGUGUCGUGUAUACCAAGACUACUGCUUCCUCGCCGCCCAGCAAGCCGCUCGAAUCGCCAAUCUCCUACGCGUAGACAACACAAUGCCUAAGCGCUGCUGGGUAGCAAUUUUCCAAUCCUUCUCCGCUUGCUCUAUCCUCCUCUUCUCCGCUUCCCAAAAGCUCCUCUAUGAGCCCUUUGGCGGCUUCGAGCAAGACCUAGGUUAUGCUGAAAAUUUCAUCAAGCUCCUCGCAUGGUGCGCCUCCUCCGGGCCCGUAGCCCAAAAGUGUCUGAACAUCGUCACACCAAUCUUCCAGGAGCUUAAAGUGAUAUCGAACAGCUACUGGCUGCGCGGCGACGAGCGCCGGCCAAGCGGCAUGGGCAGCAGUACUGGCACUGGCAGCGGCAACAGCAGCGACCACAGGAGCCCUGGGGCGAGGAUGUUUGGUAACUCUUCCUGUCUCGAUUUCCCCUCCCAUCUCCCCCGACCAGCCGCAAUUAACUCUCUCGCAGACUCAGCAACCUUGUUCGACGCGCCGCCCCUUGCAGGCAUCUCGAAUAACCCACCGCCCUCCACACCCUCUUCGCUCUCUGCAUUCUCUCCCACACCGCUGGGCUCUCACGGAAGUUCCUCGGCAGCAUCUUCGUCCUCGAUGCCGCCUCCGCCGCGCCCUUUGCAACCCAGCAUCGACGAGGACUUUGUCCGCACCACUCGCGACAACGUCAAGGCACUCGUACAGCGCAUCACAAAUAUUCUGCUAGACCCGUACAUGAGCAUCUACGGCACGAACCCGAUGGAGAGCGGCAGCACGACUGUUGCAGCGAAUUAA